AUGAUUGAAGCAGAAUUGAGUGAGAUAGUCAAAAGUGCUGAAGUCAUGCAGAAAUGCCACCUGCCGAUUUGUGCCAUGAUGGGAUUUCAAACUGCACACACCUUACAAACCCUCAAGUGCUUUAGCCUAAAACCUCAACUACCUCUGCACCCCACACGUUAUGAGUGGCAGGCUGCAGCAAUGAUGGAUUCGCAGCUACCUGCUGAAGCUCCAAUGCGUCAAACAUGCUUGGAGUGUGAAUUUUUGCUCUAUGGGCUGCUGCCCAUUGGCCUCCCCAUUAAGCUGGCAACCAGCCACAGCUUUCUGCUUGCGGAUGCCCUGCAGGAUGAGCAGCUGAUUUUCGAAAAUGACUAUGGCACUGCUCUACAGGAGGGCAUGAGCUCCCUCGGGUGCAUUAGUGACCUGGCACUGCACUUGCAGAUGCAGAUAAAGAAUGCAUAUGCUGGGCUAAUGUAUGCCCCACCAAAAGCUGUCUGA
Suillus subaureus is the source of this 477-nucleotide messenger RNA. RefSeq lists its product as uncharacterized. Lineage: Eukaryota; Fungi; Basidiomycota; Agaricomycetes; Boletales; Suillaceae. The coding region runs from base 1 to 477 and encodes 158 amino acids. The record is from RefSeq and is a predicted model, not a curated record. The transcript is spliced from 3 exons.